GGCAGCAGGGCGACGGCCAGGAGGCGGUGCCCGAGCCGCUGGAGCCAUAUUUGGUACAGGCAGUUAUGCCACUACGUGGCGUGGCACUCCGCUCGUUCUCCGCCCUUGUACCUGCGGUGACGCAACACGCCGUCGUGACGUCAUCGCUUGCUCUGCCGUGACGUAGAGGCGUGACCUCGGGUGACCUUUGGGCCGUGGGGCCCCCGGAGCCCCCACUGCCCCUCUUGAUUCCCCCUUGUACGGGCAGAAUGGCCUCGCCCCUGGGGAGCAAGCCCUCCACCUCGCGGGUGGAGAGCACCCGCUCCAAGGAGACGUCCACGGUCCACGUGGAGACCUCGUCCCACCGCGUGGAGACGGUCUCUCGGCGGGUGGAGACCUGCCAGAGCCACCGCGAGGGGCCCUCCCUGUCCGCCUCCGGGAAGCGACUCCCUUGGGUCUUCGAGGUGUCCACCCAGCACGUGGAAACCUCCUCCCAUCGCACAGAAACGUCUUCCCGCCACGUCAGGACGUCAUCCGUGCGGGUGGAGACGUCCCUGCACCGCGUGGAGAGUCCUGCCGGGCGGGACAAGCACGCUGCGCGCCACAAUGCAAAGAUGGCUCGAUGAAUUGCUUCCCACCGGCCAUGGCCCUCCGCCAAGGCAGAACUGCUUCCAGUUUGCAGCCAACCAGCUGCCAAGUGAACCAGUCAUCUUUGAUUUCUUGGAAACAACCCAAACAUCAAUGAAAGAAACAGCCUGUCUGCGGUUUCUGGGCGCUGCCAGCAUUUAUUGACCUUUCUACACCAUAGCCCAUCCUGCUUUUGACCCACUGGUCUACUUAACUUUAAGACGGUGCAAAAGGUUUUCAGAUACACGGUACUGUAUAAAUUGACCAAGGCUGUUGAAACCACUGCACCAGUAGUAUCUGGAAGACUGAGUGAGACUCCGGAAAAGCCAAACACCUGGUUUCUGACUCCUUGAUAUUUCAGGAAGGGCACAGGAUCCUCAUAGCAUCUUCCUGUCAUCCUUUUGCCUAGGUUUCUUCCUCCUGAUUUCCUUCAAUCGUGUUUCAAAGCUAGAAUAUGGAGAGAGACACACUGAGCAAGAAAUGACCAAAAAGCAAAAGAAAAAAAGAAAGCUGGGGAGAUGGCUCAAUGGUUAAGGUGCUUGUUUGCAGUGCCCACAUAAAACCAGAUACCCAAAGUGGCACAUGCAUCUAGAGUUUGUUUGCAGUGUAAAGAGGUCCUGGUGCACCCAUUUUCUCUGUCUCUCUCCUAUGUUUGCAAAUAAAUUUUAAAAAACCAGAAAGCAAAAGACAUGAAGAACAGAUAUUUUACAGAUUCUGCAACUUGAAAAUGAUGUGUGUUAAAGAAGCCUUUUAUCGCCUAUGUUAGUGUACCUACUGCAUUUUAUUAAUGUUAGUGUUAUCCAUACUUUGUGUCCUCCUUUCAUUGUUCUCUCUUGGAAAUGGUGCUUUUACCUGUAACAUUUUAUAUAAUACUAAAAAUGAUGUUACAGUAGUGAAUGAACAGCAAUACUGCCUCUCUAUUCCCAGCCAAGAAAGUCUUCAUGGCUUAGUCUAAUAAUCCAUUAGAUUCCUUCUACCUGGUAAUAUUUAUGACUUGCCUUCAGUUGUACCAGCCAGAUUAUUUGAGAAACUAAGUAAUGCACAUUCUUUUUUUUUUAAUUUUUUAUUUAUUUAUUUGAGAGCGACAGACACAGAGAGAAAGACAGAUAGAGGGAGAGAGAGA
Molecule: messenger RNA, 1729 nt
Organism: Jaculus jaculus (lesser Egyptian jerboa)
Lineage: Eukaryota; Metazoa; Chordata; Mammalia; Rodentia; Dipodidae
Gene: C9H17orf100
Product: chromosome 9 C17orf100 homolog
Exons: 2
Coding region: 249-605 (118 amino acids)
Source: RefSeq, a predicted model, not a curated record